ACAAAACACCGUAGGGGUGCUCUAAUAGUAGGUAUCGGAAUGUCGUCGUAGAGGUACCUAUAUUUCUUUGACGUAUCACGACAUUAAGAUUUUGAAAACGGAACGAACGUGUGGGGCCCAAGUGCGGCCGGGCUAUCAAUACGACAUUCGAUGCUUUGACACUUUUGAUAGUGACAGCACAGCACAGUGCAAGGCAAGUACAAAGAUAUUUGAGGUUAGAAUGUAUUUCAGACAACGAAACAGAAUUUUGCAUUGAAAUAAAAAUAAAAUUUUUACAUAUUGUAAUCAUAGUUUACAUUUUUAUAACCAUGGAUAAACUAACAGGAAUUUCGUCUAAACUUAAAGUUUCCACAAAUGAGAUCUCAGCGGAAAUAAUACAGGUUGUCAUGGUACAAGCAAAGAAGCACACAAAUAGUCCAAAAGUUAUAGGCAAAGAGUGGAAUGAGAUAGCUGAACUUUUGUGGAAACACUUGCAGACUGGCCUAACCAAAUAUGACGACCAACUACUUUGUGCCACCUGUUUCUUUUCAGUUCUACCUCUCACAGAGAACCAAGACUUUUAUUUGACCAGUAUACUUCUUGUCAUCAACAAGGAAUUGGAUCUGAGAAACAUGAAUUAUGGAGAAGAAAAGCAUAAUUUCAAAAUAUCAGAAGUUGUAUCCGUUAUGUAUGGCUUAUUUCAAUCUGCGUUUUUGACACAAUCGUCAACAGAAGAUUUAAACUGCAUGGACAGUAUUUUAAAAUCAUCUUUCAAUUUGUUAUUAUUAUUGGCAUAUGAAUAUUCAAGAUUUACAUAUAUUGCAUUCAAGACUAUUAAUUCAUUUAAGAAAAUCAUUGGAACAACAUUACAUGGGCAUAUUUUUGACACAGCUGGGAUUAUUUUACUUCUCAAUUUGGUGAUACACAACUGGGAGAAUCCAAUCACUGGUGUUAGGGAUUUAAAUAGAGGAAUAUUUCAAAUGGUAAUUUCUAAUCUAACUAGAGAUAUGUAUGAAGAUAUUUUCAAACAAAUAAAUGAUUUCUACUGGAACAAAGCAAAAUAUUUGAUGCUAUCAGAGAUAAUAGAAACUUACACAUAUUGUUUACAAUAUAAUAUUCACGAUGUUAUAAAUAAAAGUGAUUGGGUGGAUGGCCUUAUGUAUAGUCUGUGCAAGUCUGGGCUAGUUUCUGCUGGAGCUGACAUGUAUUAUGCAAUUUUGAAACAACUAAAAUCUGAUGAUGAAUGGUGUGGUUUGUUUUUAAAUAAACUACUACAAAUAUUGACUUCACAAAAUAUCAAAGCAAUAGAAAACUUUACUAACUACUGGUGUUUGACAACUUUCAAAAAAAUGCCCUCAUUGGCCAAGAUAUUGAUUGGAGAAUUGGACGUCGCUGAAAAUAGUGAGAACAAAAUAUACAGCUCUUUAUGUUUGCUAAAGCAAGCUAACAAGUUGGGGCUCUUACAAAAGGACUGGAGUGCUCCCGAGGUGACAUUCCCAAAGGAUUUGAUGCUUUGUGCAGUUGACAGUUGCAACACAUCUUUGAGAAUACAAGCAUUUGAUGUGGUCUGUGUGUCCCAAUGCAAAUCAAUGCCCCAGGCUGUGGAAUAUGAUGUAGUGUUAAGAUAUUUACAAGACAAUGUCACUUCAGACUGUACAGUACUUAGACUGAGCAUGUUCGAUAGUCUUAACAGCUUUUUGACACGAAUACAGUCCACAUAUAUGACUAAUUCAAAUGUAUACUCAAAUAUAAAUUUUCAAGUAUUAAUAUCCUUCUGUAAAAAACUCCAAAAUUUUAUUGUGGACUCUCUCAGUUUGAAUGGAAACUAUCAAAGAAAAAUCACAACUGUAAAAUUGUGUAAACUUGUGCAAGAUUGUUUUUGUUCUCCCCCAAGAAAAAUGCAAAAACAGGGAAGUCGAAUCAAAUCAUUAACAAUAUGUGAAAUGUUGAAGAAGGAAUGCUCCUGGAUUUUACACGAAAAUGUAUUUGUGAUGAAGUUACUUGGUCUAUUGAAUGAUCCUAGUGAUGAUAUUAGAGAAAAUAUAAUCCAGUUACUCCUCAAUCACUAUUAUAUGAAACUCAAAUGUCCAUUAAUAUUAAACCACGUCAUAGAUAAUGCUCUCAAUAGUAUGACAAGCAAAUUCUUCUAUAACAUCAACUGUGGACGAAGCAUGUUCAAAUUAAUAACAAACAUUUUAUUGGCCGAAGAUUCGACAGCGAAAUUCAAAAAUGCAGAAGAUGUUUUCCUAUUUGCAUACCAAGAAUUAGUUACGGAAAAUAAAUUAAGGACAGAUGUCGUGAAAUCAAUAGAAACUGGGAAACAGUUGCAUUCUUUGAUCACCAUAUUACAUGUGGUAUUAGAAGCUUGUUACCAAAAUACAUACAAAAUUGCACGUCUAGACGAACACUUUGCUGAGCUUGUAUCGAUUUUAGAAGAGGUAUCAAACCAAUUUGCUUGGGAAGAUACAUCAACGAGUUCUGAUUUCUCUAAAAUGAGUGAUAUGGUCGAAAUCAUGAUAUCGUUAUCAGGGUAUGACCCUGACAAGGAUCAAACCAAGAUAUCAGGGUUGCAUCAAAUCGUGCUCAACUGCUUGUGGCUAAAUGUUAAGGUGUCGUGUGAUUUGGCGUCUCUUCUCAUUCAAUUUACAGAAGAUAUAGAGUUGAUAAAUAAAUGUCUGAACAUAAUUGCUCGAGUCUUAGAAACUUGUCGCCAUAAAGGAGCUAUCGAAGCUGCCGGCGCUGCAAUUGGCAAAGCGAUUCAACAUUUGACUUCGUUGACCGAACACUCUGUCUUGCAACAACUGCCGUAUACACUACUCAAACAUAAGCUGAGAGAUCUCAUAUCAGAGGCUGGAGGGAUGUCGUCUAUAACUAGAAGGGGAGCAGGACUCUCCAUUAUGGUUCAUAGGAUCGUCUCAAGUGAUAUGAAAAGAGGAAAGCCCUUAUUCCACUACUUCAUGGAGACGCUACUGGCCACUUGCGCUUCAAUCGACAGUCCAGAGAGUGAGUCGACCAUAGACAACCAGAGGGACCUGCCGCAAGCGAUCUACAUCCACUUCCUGACGCGGAUCGUGACUGACAGCAGUCUGGCGUCAGACAUGAUGUACUAUUCUGCCAAGUUGGCUGCACUCGCGUUUGGCAACUUGACCAGCCCACGCUGGCAGAUUAGGAAUGCAGCUCUGCAGUUAUAUGGAGCUCUAAUUCCAAAACUAAUUGGUCAGAAGAAGGCUUCUGGGUCCGACGAUGAAACAGUGGCCACCGUCGCCUGUGACGAAUUCCGGACACAUUCCCCAGCCCUCUGGUGUCACAUCACGGAAUCUCUUGCGGCCUACAGUUACAAAACCGAAGUCCAAGCACAUUCUGACCUUGUGCCCAUACUGAACAUCUUAGGUAACAUCGCAAAAAGAUACAACUUUACAGUUGAUAUUGAAGCACAAACAUCGAAAGAUACUGGACUCCUAAAGAGCCUAAUAUUAUUACUCCACAGUCCAAUAUACACAAUUAGAAGAUUGACAGCCAAAUGUAUUUUUAAUUUAUUUUCAUUUGACGAUAUUUAUGAUGUUAUCGUCAAACAAAAUAUUAAAUCCGAGAAUUAUCUUCAUGGAAUCCUAAUGCUAUUGACAAUUUAUCACAAGAAGCAAUGUAAACAUUCUCAAAUGGAAAACAAUUAUGAAGUUCUGAAAGAUAAAUUCGAAAAUAUUUUGAACACUGGGAAACAUUCAUAUGUGUGCAAACAACUUUUUGAAGAAAUAUUUUGUAGCAAUGUUUUAGAUAUUAAUGAUUUACAUGAUACUCUGCUAGAGAUGAGAAACAAUGCAUAUAGCCCUGGUGUUCACUUGUGGGCCGAGAACAGAAUAGAAAAAAUUGUGGCAAAGAUGCCAUGGUCAAAUAUACCUGAGAUCUUAGAGACACUUUUACUCCAUGACUGUAAUAAAUUUGGAACAUUUAUUUUGAGAAAGCUGAAUUUUGACGAGUCAAUCCCAAAAAGCAUUCUCUUAGAAAUAUCAAACCAAUUACUAGUUUUCAGCCAAAAAUGGGAUAAUACAGUAAUCUGGGACAUGCUGUAUGUAAUAUCAUUGAAGGAAAAAAUAGUUAAUGUUGAUGUAAAUGCUGUUUUGAGUCAAAUUAAGGGCAAUGAUGUACCUUAUAAAAUUCGUUUUGCAAUACCCUUUGCUAUAAGAGUCUCCACAGAUCAUGAUAAUAUGAAGGUCAUAUCUGAAAUUCUUUUAAAUCUGAGUGACCCUGAAAUAAAUGAUACUGAUAUGAGAUACAUUGCAGCAUUGGCCAAUAAUGAAAUAGCACAGGAUUUUGAAAAAUUACCUGAUGAUAUAAAAAUAAAUGCCAUAACUACUGCAGUAAUUCUACUACAAGACGAAGAUGAAGACAUAAGAAACUUAAAUGUACAAUUUUAUAAAAACAUCAGAGGUGGCAUUGCAACAAACCCAUACAUUUGUUUACAUAAAAUAUUAAAUCAUGAAUUCUUAGAUGCCAUUUUAAAAAAUCCCAAACAGGGCAAACAAGACCUUUGUGAAAAAUUAAGCAAAGUAUUUGAAAUGAAAUCAAUUGAUGAUGAUGAAUACAAUCCAUUUGCAAAUGAAACCAAAAAUAUUUAUUGUGAAGUGCCAGUGAUCAGGAAAUUUAUUGAAAAAUUGAAGAGUUCAUAAAAUAUUUUUUAUUUUAAA
This is a messenger RNA of Plodia interpunctella (Indianmeal moth), 4661 nucleotides long. RefSeq names its product cytochrome c oxidase assembly factor 6 homolog. The transcript is spliced from 7 exons. The record is from RefSeq and is a predicted model, not a curated record. Gene Ontology annotation, cellular component: cytosol; mitochondrion; respiratory chain complex IV. Gene Ontology annotation, biological process: respiratory chain complex IV assembly; tRNA methylation; mitochondrial ATP synthesis coupled electron transport. Lineage: Eukaryota; Metazoa; Arthropoda; Insecta; Lepidoptera; Pyralidae. The coding region runs from base 309 to 4643 and encodes 1444 amino acids.